AAGCCUUAUUUAUUAUCAUUUUCCCCACUGUUGGCAUGGCAACACAGGCGUACGUUACUGAGCUACAGGCAGCCCCGCAACCCUCCCAGCCGCCACAGGCCCCGCCACAGGCCCAACCCCAGCCGCCACCGCCGCCGCCAUCAACAGCACCCCAGCCCCCCCAGCCACCUGCUACUGCUGCCACCCCCCAGCCCCAGUACGUCACCGAGCUGCAGAGCCCCCAGCCCCAGGCACAGCCACCAGGCAGCCAGAAGCAGUAUGUGACGGAGCUCCCGGCUGCCCCCACGCCCUCACAGCCAGCUGGCACACCUGCCCCUUCCGCGGUGUCCCAGCAGUACAUCGUGGUCACCGUCUCUGAAGGUGCCAUGCGGGCCAGUGAGACAGUGUCGGAGGCCAGCCCAGGUUCCACGGCCAGCCAGACUGGAGUCCCCACUCAGGUGGUUCAGCAGGUGCAAGGCACCCAGCAGCGGCUGCUGGUCCAAACAAGUGUGCAGGCCAAGCCAGGCCACAUGUCACCCCUCCAGCUCACCAACAUCCCUGUUCCCCAGCAGGCUCUCCCCACGCAGCGACUGGUAGUGCAGAGCACAGCCCCGGGUGUCAAAGCAGGCCAGGUUUCUCUGACGGUGCACGGCACCCAGCAGGUGCACUCACCUCCUGAGCGGUCACCAGUGCAGGCCAACAGCUCCUCCAGCAAGACGGCUGGGGCCCCCCCGGGCACAGUGCCACAGCAGCUGCAGGUCCACGGCGUCCAGCAGAGUGUCCCUGUCACCCAAGAGAGGUCUGUGGUCCAGGCCACUCCACAGGCACCCAAAGCCAGCCCAGUGCAGCCACUCACGGUGCAGGGGCUCCAGCCAGUUCAUGUGGCCCAAGAGGUGCAGCAGCUCCAGCAGGUACCUGUCCCACAUGUGUACUCCAGCCAAGUGCAGUAUGUGGAGGGUGGCGACGCCAGCUACACAACCAGUGCCAUCCGUUCCAGCACCUACCCUUACCCUGAAACACCGCUGUACACGCAGACAGCAGGCACCAGUUACUACGAGGCUGCAGGCACGGCUGCCCAGGUCAGCACGCCAGCCACCUCCCAGGCAGUGGCCAGCAGCGGCUCUGUGCCCAUGUAUGUGUCUGGCAGCCAGGUUGUCGCCAGCCCCACCAGCAGUGGGGGCGGGGCCAGCAACAGCAGCAACGGUGGCAGUAGUGGCAGUGGAGCCAGUGGUGGGAGCAGUGGCGGCGGCAGCGGCGGCGGCAGCGGCGGAGCAGGCACCUACGUGAUCCAAGGUGGCUACAUGCUGGGCAGUGCCAGCCAGUCCUACUCCCACACCACCCGUGCCUCACCAGCCACUGUCCAGUGGCUCCUGGACAACUACGAGACGGCUGAGGGCGUGAGCCUGCCACGGAGCACCCUCUACUGCCAUUACCUGCUGCACUGCCAAGAGCAGAAGCUGGAGCCCGUCAAUGCCGCCUCCUUUGGCAAGCUCAUCCGCUCUGUGUUCAUGGGCUUGCGCACCCGCCGUCUGGGCACCAGGGGCAACUCCAAGUACCACUACUAUGGCCUGCGCAUAAAGGCCAGCUCGCCCCUGCUGCGGCUGAUGGAGGACCAACAGCACAUGGCCAUGCGGGGCCAGCCCUUCUCACAGAAGCAGAGGCUCAAGCCCAUCCAGAAGAUGGAGGGCAUGACCAACGGUGUGGCUGUGGGGCCACAGCAGGCCACCGGGCUGUCAGACAUCAGCGCCCAGGUCCAGCAGUACCAGCAGUUCCUGGAUGCCUCGAGGAGCCUCCCUGACUUCUCGGAGCUUGACAUCCAGGGCAAAGUACUGCCUGAGGGCAUCGGGCCCGGGGACAUCAAGGCCUUCCAGGUCCUAUACCGGGAACACUGUGAGGCCAUCGUUGAUGUCAUGGUGAACCUGCAGUUUACCCUGGUGGAGACACUGUGGAAAACCUUCUGGAGGUACAACCUCAGCCAGCCCAGUGAGGCACCACCACUGGCCGUGCACGAUGAGGCCGAGAAGCGGCUGCCUAAGGCCAGCUUGGUGCUGCUAUCCAAGUUCGAGCCCGUGCUGCAGUGGACCAAGCACUGUGACAACGUGCUAUAUCAGGGCCUGGUGGAGAUCCUUAUCCCCGAUGUGCUGCGGCCCAUCCCCAGUGCCUUGACUCAAGCAAUCCGGAACUUUGCCAAGAGCCUGGAAAGCUGGCUCACCCAUGCCAUGGUGAACAUCCCUGAGGAGAUGCUGCGGGUGAAGGUGGCAGCUGCAGGCGCCUUCGCGCAGACGCUGAGGCGCUACACAUCACUUAACCACUUAGCGCAGGCGGCGCGCGCUGUGCUGCAGAACACGGCGCAGAUCAAUCAGAUGCUGAGCGACCUCAACCGCGUGGACUUCGCCAACGUGCAGGAGCAGGCCUCGUGGGUGUGCCGCUGUGAGGACCGCGUGGUGCAGCGGCUGGAGCAGGACUUCAAGGUGACGCUGCAGCAGCAGAACUCACUGGAGCAGUGGGCGGCCUGGCUGGACGGCGUCGUGAGUCAGGUGCUCAAGCCCUACCAGGGCAGCGCCGGCUUUCCCAAGGCUGCCAAGCUCUUCCUCCUCAAGUGGUCCUUCUACAGCUCCAUGGUGAUCAGGGACCUGACCCUGCGCAGCGCGGCCAGCUUCGGCUCCUUCCACCUCAUUCGGCUGCUCUACGAUGAGUACAUGUACUACCUGAUCGAGCACCGCGUGGCCCAGGCCAAGGGGGAGACCCCCAUCGCCGUCAUGGGCGAGUUCGCCAACCUGGCCACCUCGCUGAACCCCCUAGACCCGGACAAAGAUGAGGAGGAGGAAGAGGAGGAGGAGAGCGAGGAUGAGCUGCCACAGGACAUCUCGCUGGGGGCCGGCGGCGAGUCUCCGGCACUGGGCCCCGAGGCCCUGGAACCACCGACCAAACUUGCGCGGACCGAUGCGCGAGGCCUCUUCGUGCAGGCGCUGCCUUCCAGCUAAGCCUGCAGCCUACCCCGCCCUGCCCACCUACCCCCUCCGCUCCUCCACUCCAGGGUCCCACACAGCUUCUGUGGCUUCGCUGUCCCCACUCCAGCCUCUGCCAAGGCCAGGAGGGGGCCUCCAAGACAAGGAAGGCAAGGGGGUCCCCGCCCCGGACUGGGCCGGCACAAUCACAGGGCUGGGUGAAGCUACAGCUGCAAACUCUGACACAAAAGACGUGCCUUAAGGAACCCGCCGCUGUGCCCAGGUGCCCUUUGGGGCAGCAGCCUGGCCCCUUGACAGGAAGGCAGCAGCCUCUCC
This is a messenger RNA of Molossus molossus (Pallas's mastiff bat), 3263 nucleotides long. RefSeq names its product regulatory factor X1 (gene RFX1). The coding region runs from base 36 to 2963 and encodes 975 amino acids. The transcript has 20 exons. Gene Ontology annotation, cellular component: nucleus. Gene Ontology annotation, biological process: regulation of transcription by RNA polymerase II. The record is from RefSeq and is a predicted model, not a curated record. NCBI's taxonomy places the organism in Eukaryota, Metazoa, Chordata, Mammalia, Chiroptera, Molossidae. Gene Ontology annotation, molecular function: DNA-binding transcription factor activity, RNA polymerase II-specific; RNA polymerase II cis-regulatory region sequence-specific DNA binding.